UGGUCGAGCCCGUGAACUAAACAAAUCCCAGUACAGGAUGUAAUUGUUGUCGUGCUGUUGACGGCGAUUUUCAUGUCGUAAAUUAACGCUUCGUGCUGUGCCGACUCGACCUAGACGCUUCUGGCAUAAGGUUGUCGGCAGGUGAUGUUGCAGCCUAAAGGUAUCUUUGUCAACAAGCGCUAGGAUUUCAGUGCGCAGAUUGUGGGCACCUGGCUGCAUGGAGAGCGGGGGCACAGGGUUCGCUCUUCCAGGAAAUGAAACAGCAAUACUAAUAGCCACACCGAUUGCUGCAUGAGACGCUUCAGAGUUGAAAUUCAAUACAAUCGAUACAGCAGUUGGAGGAGGUGGCUAGUGAAGUGCAGCGGAGGUGAUGGCCAACAGCAACCCACCUCGACUAAUUCCCGUCAGCCAUCUAGCGGGCAAUGAAAGCUCAUCAUCUAGCGACGAUUACAUAAUUUGUGCUGGCGAUGGCGAUGGAAGUGAUGGCGCUACUCGCAAUGCGACUGGACACAAAUCGUUCCCGACGCAAUCCGCUCACGUGUCCUCAGAAAAGAGCAGAAUGGCGGAAAGAGGCAACCCGUCGGGUUCCGGACUUCGUGAUCCGAGAAAGCUCAUUGAAAACGGCGUGACGGCGGACUGCAUCCGAUCUUCUGCUGCAGCGCACUCGCAUACAUCCUCCGCAGGUCAAGGGCGUGAUGGUGCCCCUGCUGGGAACGGGCACAGCGGUCUCCAGUUUGCACAGCGUGACAUUGUCACACAGGAUGCAGCGGCGGUCAACAGCGGGCAUUCUCCGCCCUACGAUAAAAACGGUGAUUCCGUGCCCCAGCCAGCCACCACAACAGCAUGGCAGAACUAUGAUGAGGAAGAUGGAAUGACUGAAGAAUCGGUCGAGGGCAUCUGGUCGCAAGAUAUCGAGCAGGCGUUCCAGGAAGCUCUCAGUAUCUACCCGCCGUGUGGACGGCAGAAGAUCAUCCUUUCCGACGAAGGCAAGAUGUAUGGACGUAAUGAGCUGAUCGCGCGCUAUAUCAAAAUGAGAACGGGGAAACACCGAACACGCAAACAGGUAUCAAGUCACAUCCAGGUGUGGGCAAGACGACGAGUACGUAAGGAGCUAGGCCAGAACGUUUCCAGCCUGCCCAACCUGUCCUCAGCUCAGAUUGUCACUCAGCACACGCCACUCAAUCAGCAACAGCAACGCGGCGAUGGAGCCAGCAAUGCCGUUGCCCCAACAACCACAGCCAUCAUGGCCGCCACUCCAGUGGAUAGUAGUGGCUCGUCGUCGGCGCACGACGAACUGGCACAAGCGUACGCACGACAUCAUCCCGUUGCAACGCACAGCACCUCACCUCAGCAUUACACACCACUGCCGCCAUCACAGAAACAAUCGCACCAUGCCGUCGUUCCCAGUACACAGGCCGCCCCACAGUCCUCAGACCUCGUCUACUAUCCGCCCGCUAACUACCACCUGGUUGCACAGCCCGCCAUGGCAACGUAUCCGCCGCCUAGUUACCAUCGCAACCAUGACUAUGAUGAUCAUCGUCAUGGCGGCGCAGCGCAGCAGUACUAUAUCACGCCCGUCGGCGGCGACUACGCAAACACCGCGGACAAGCAGUUGUCAAGGCAACCGCACUACCUCAUACCGGUCGCCGCGGACAACGGGCACGAUCAAUCACAGCCACUGCAACAUGCUUAUAACCACCACCACCAGCACCACCACCAGCAGCAGCAGCAGCAGCACCAGCACCAGCAGCAGCAGCAGCACCAGCAGCAGUACUCCAGUAUGCAUCAGCGGUAUAGGCGUAGAUCGAAUUCACCGCCGCCGCCACUGCCCCCACCGCCUCCACCACCACUGUUUGCGGGUCACUCGACCGCUGGUGUCUCGGAUAGCAGUACGCGUCACCUGCGCCUGUCAACUCCACCGCCCAGUGUGGUGCUGACCCAGACGGCGCUGUCACGGAAUACGUGAAACGAACGGCUUGUCACCGGUGCUGCUAGGCCUCACGCCGCCGACGGCAACAAACACUGUGCGCCGCUCCUACACGCACCACUGGGGCAGGAACCACUGCUGCUGAGAAGUUUGCCAUUAUUGGAUUAAAACUGGGUGUCGGAAACCGGGUGAUGCACGGGAUGAAGAACUCGAAGAGAGAAAAGGUGUCAAAUCCAGGGAUGACUGCUACUGCUUCCGCUUAUGUCAUCAAGUCUCCUUGAUCCGUCCCCUUGUCUGUUGAAGAAGGUGGUGGCAGACGUGCGGCCUGAUACGGUGUUGAACCGACGCGUGCGCUGCUGCUCUACACAGUACGUGCCAGUGCGGGUAUGCCUGUGUGUGUGUGAAGCUGUGCACAAGCUGGCACUGCGCGUCUGAUCUUUAGCAUUGGCUGGACACAGCACAGCCCUGCUCAGUGAAAUGCAGUCGUGUCACUCAAGUACACGCCACCGGGCAUUGUGCAACCCUAGACCUGCGCACACUGGGCUGGCAAAUGAUGCAAGGCGCAAGCUUGAGUAACGCCACUGGAUUUCAUCGAGCAGGACUGUGCUAUACUACUGCUACUACGGCUGACAGCCUGGAUUGAAUUCCUGGUCCUGCUGCGCGAAACCGGCUGGGAAGCGCCACAGCGAAGCGGUCAACGAUAUGAAUUUUCACGGCAUUGACUUUGUAGAACCGUUUGACUCAUAAUGCCAUUAUUGAAGGGUGUUUUCCUGCCCAACUGUUCUUCUGACUCUAGUUACAACGUACCGCCGUGGACAUGGAAAUCCGGUCGAUUGACACGGGGCUGGCGCCCUCAGUGUCAGUGCGUACAGAACAUCGAUUGACACGGGGCUGGCGCCCUCAUAGCAUCACACGCACUGCACGUGUUGAUCGUAUGGGUGCUCCUGGCCGCGUGGCCAGCGCCCUGGGCCGCUUGACGAUCGACCGGAUUUCCACGUCCACCACCGUACGUAUUCUCUAUGGCUAUUCACAGUACCCAUGCAGUUACCACUACUCUUGCUGCUACUAACCUUGCUGUUACACUGGUGAUAACUAAUUCACGAGAACAUUAGAAGAGGAUUAUUAUCGUCGUCGUCGUCAUCAUCCUUGAGCCAAUUGAACACAUUUUGUGUGAUUAUUGUGA
Messenger RNA from Sycon ciliatum, 3110 nucleotides. Its product is annotated as myb-like protein Q. The coding region runs from base 371 to 1966 and encodes 531 amino acids. The record is from RefSeq and is a predicted model, not a curated record. Gene Ontology annotation, cellular component: transcription regulator complex. The transcript is spliced from 4 exons. Gene Ontology annotation, biological process: regulation of transcription by RNA polymerase II; embryonic organ development. Lineage: Eukaryota; Metazoa; Porifera; Calcarea; Leucosolenida; Sycettidae. Gene Ontology annotation, molecular function: DNA-binding transcription factor activity, RNA polymerase II-specific; RNA polymerase II cis-regulatory region sequence-specific DNA binding.